AAACUAACAUGUCCCACCCUCUCACCCACGUGAUCGCAUCUUCUCAACAUGAGAGUACACUAAGGGACAUAACUGCUGAUCUUAUCGGACUACCGGCAAACAGCGAACAAGGCACAGAAACGCCAAACCGUUCUGCACAAUGGGUGACGAGGCAUUCCAGAAAGCUGCAGAGGAGGUGAAGAACCUGAAGCAGAAGCCCACAGAUGACGAAAUGUUGAAGGUUUAUGCCCUCUUUAAACAGGGUACAGUAGGAGACUGUAACACAGACCGACCAGGACUCCUGGACUUGAAGGGCAAGGCCAAGUGGGAUGCUUGGAAUGCCAAAAAAGGAACAGCCCAAGGUCAAGCAAAAGAAGACUAUGUAAAACUAGUUGAGGAACUUAAAGCCAAAUACAACUAGUCAGCCAGAAAAACCAUGAAUAUCUCUCGUCCGCUUCUUUCCGACACCUGUGGACCUCUGCUACAGCAGCAGUCUUCAUCGUUGUAAUGCUCUGUUGUGGAUUAAGCAUGUAUGCUUUGAUACUGUGAAGCGAUCUCCGAUUUUGUGUUGCUUCAAGUUUUGUUUGUCACACAGAAGAUUGUGAGAGUAACAUCAUUCAAAAGCCUUUUUUU
Molecule: messenger RNA, 612 nt
Organism: Pomacea canaliculata
Lineage: Eukaryota; Metazoa; Mollusca; Gastropoda; Architaenioglossa; Ampullariidae
Product: acyl-CoA-binding protein-like
Exons: 5
Coding region: 140-400 (86 amino acids)
Biological process (GO): fatty acid metabolic process
Molecular function (GO): fatty-acyl-CoA binding
Source: RefSeq, a predicted model, not a curated record